AAGAAAAUAAGAAAACAGUCGCUCUCAUCAACUGCAAUCUGAGUACACGUAAUCGCAACUUUGUCGGUGUGUUGGUUGGUUUAGACGAUUGGAUACGGAUUCAUGCGGUACAUUUUGUGACUUGAGACUCUUCACAAUCAGUCUUAAGUAUCUAUGUGACAUUAAUCGAACCAAAAAGUAAAAGAAAAUAAAGCGGAAUACUCCAAAUGCACACGGAAAUCCAAAAUUCUAUGAAAAUGAUAAGAAAUGAUUCAAAUGAUUUAAGCAACAACUAAAGAAAACGAAAAAACAAAAACCACAACCCCAAUGAAUUGAAUGAAACUACUGAAAAGAAAAGUAACGCAGAGAAAACAAAAGCCAAGAACAUUUUUCAAAAAACAAAAAAAAACCAAGCAACUAAAUACAACAACAACAAAAUAUUCAUAGAAAUUAAUUUGUGAUUUAAACAGUGUUAACAAUUUUAUAUAUUUGAAUUACGAGUCUUAUAAAGACUUAAAAUCUAGAUUAAAUUAAAACCAAAACUAACAACAACAAAAAAAUAGAAGAAAAAUUAACCAAAUAAAAACAGACAAAACUAAAAUCAUUUAGAUCAAGGCCGUAGGAGCACCUAUAAAGCAGCAACCAGGCACAGCAACAAAAACAACACUUACAGCGUAUGCCUGGGCCACAAAGUUGUAUUGUAAUUUAUUGCGGCUUUAUUUUGUCCGUCAAUAGUGCCGUGAAAUUGUUUAAACGAUUAGCGAUUAUUUUAUGAUGGAACUGUUGUCAAACAACUCCCUACCAACUCAGAUGGCCUCGGCAACCAGCAAUACUUCAGCAGCGAACGGAAAUCAAAACGGCCAGGCAACCACGGCCGAACGUCUAUUGGCCGGUAUCUUGGACUCAUUUCCAGCUUGGGAACUAAACGGUGGCAUAAUGGGCAGCAAUCCACGCAAUGAUUCACCACCACGUAAUGACUUCUUCUUCAACAAUCUCCUGAGUUCCUUGGAGGCACCAAAUGAAUUCAGUCUUGGUGUGGCUCCCAUUGGCACGGCACCCAUGAGGGCUCCCCCCAAAAUGUCCCCCGAAUCUUCGAAUAAUUCCAGCAUCAGCUGUAGCUGGUGUGAGGUGAACGCCUCCAUACGCUGCCUGGAGUGCAAUGAGUUCAUGUGCAACGACUGUCUCCGAGAACAUCGCAAAUCACCGCUAUCCUCGAACCACUCCAUAAUAUCCUUGCCCACGCCAAUUGGCACUUCUCCCACAGGCGGCAUGUCUACCAGUGUGCCCAUUGUACCCAGUCCCAACUAUUUGUGCGAUCAACACAACGAGCUGUUGCGCUAUGUAUGCGAAUACUGCAAGAAGCUCGUCUGCCAGUGCUGCACUCUGCACGAACACAAAGAGCACUGCUACUCGUCCAUACAGAACUUUGUCGACGAGUCCAGGGAAAAGAUUGAGUCGGCAUUGGAAAGCAGUCGCAUGGGCACCAAAUGCAUUAAGAGCAGCAUUGACAAAGCGCUGGCCUUUAUACGCCACGUUGAGCGCAAUUGUGCCGAGCUGAGCGACAACAUUCGCAAGGGUUUCCGCCAGUUCCUCAUUGCCUUGGAGGAUCGUGAACGCUUCCUUUUGGAUUUUGUUGAGAAACUGCGCCAACGUCGCCUGGCCAUGUUGCACGACCAAAUGGCUGGUUUGAAAUCCGCUUUGGCCGGCCUGGCUGAGACCUCAGAAAUGUUGCAUAAAGUAGCCGAGAACGGUGCUCGUAUGGAUCAGGUUGACAUUGCCAUGAAGGUGACCAACGGUCAACGUCAGUUGGAACAAUUCGCUGCCAUCUACAAAGAUCUCCAGCCUAAGCAAGAAGUGUUUGCAUUCUCAGCUCCCGAUUACACAUUGCUGCAGGACAUUCGCAAUCAGGGCGGCAUUGUCUUGGUCGAUGAAAAGAAUAUGCCACUGAUGACUAUUAGUGGUGGUACAAUUGUGGGUGGCACCGGUGCUGUCGAGUCGGUGGGCACUGUACUCUCCAUGCCUGGCAAUGGCAUGCCCAAUGGCGCUGUAGUUCCGGCUAAUAUGAGACGUCCUCUGUUGCGCGACAACUCAUUCCGCAAUCCUUCGCCAGUCAUGCAAGUUAGAGGUGGCAGUGCUUGCAGCAUGCCCAACCCAGGCUUAGACUGGGAGCUCAGUGUUAUGCGUAGUUCGCCGGGUUUACAUUUCGGUGCCCCACGUUCGACCCCAGCAAUUCCCGGCACCACAGAACCUGUAAAGGCACGUAACUCCAAUGCCUUGUCGCUAUCCUUUGCCACCGAGGGUCAUGAAGAUGGUCAAGUCAGCCGCCCCUGGGGUUUGUGUGUUGACAAAAUGGGUCACAUUCUGGUCUCCGACAGACGCAACAAUCGUGUACAAGUCUUCAAUCCGGAUGGCUCGCUCAAAUUCAAAUUCGGUCGCAAAGGAGUGGGCAAUGGCGAAUUCGAUUUGCCCGCCGGCAUCUGUGUCGACAUUGACAAUCGCAUUAUUGUCGUCGACAAGGAUAAUCAUCGUGUGCAAAUAUUCACCUCGACUGGUGCUUUCCUGUUGAAAUUCGGCAGCUAUGGCAAGGAAUACGGACAGUUUCAAUAUCCCUGGGAUGUGGCUGUUAAUUCGAGACGUCAAAUAGUGGUAACCGAUUCACGUAAUCAUCGCGUCCAACAAUUCGAUUCCGAGGGUAGAUUUAUACGGCAAAUUGUAUUUGAUAAUCAUGGUUCCAAUAAGGGCAUAGCCUCGCCACGUGGUGUGUGUUACACGCCCACGGGCAAUAUAAUAGUAUCCGACUUUGACAAUCAUUGUUUAUACCUGAUUGAUCCUGACAUAAAUGAUAUAUUAUCAGCCAAGGGUCAUGAAGGUUCCGGUUUCCAAGAAUUUAAUCGCCCUUCAGGUAUUUGCUGUGACGAUGAUGGUCGUAUUAUAGUAGCCGAUUCCAAGAAUCAACGUAUUGUGGUCUAUAGUCCGACUUUGGAUUAUUUGUGGGAUAUUGAAAUCAGACCAUCUUUGAAUCCAUUAAUGCCUCCCACACUCGAUGAAAAGGAUCGCACAUGCGAUGUGGCCCUAAUGCCAGACGGUCGCAUUGUAUUCCUUAUCGAGCUAUCACCAGACUCUAAAGAGGGAUCAAAUCCCUACAAACGUUUCGUGCAUGUCUUCUAACGAUCGACAUAUCCGUCUAGGGGAUGGAUAUCAGGUACUACAGCAACUAAUUCUACAACUACAGAAUCAUGUUAUACAAAGGAAAGAAAUCCCGCCUCCUCCUCCAAUACCACGUUCAUAAUUAUGGGUAAUGUCAUUGCAAAUAAUUGUGAGCUAGAAAACUCAUCGAUCUUCUUGAAAAAAUGAUUAUAAAAGAAAGCAGAACAAGAAAACACAAAGCAUAGCAAAACAAAAAAAGAAAAAAACAUUUUUAGUAUUUAAGUUACAACGAUUACCUCGUUAAAAGAUAUAGCAUAUAGUAUAUAUAUAAUUUAGGGAUCAGUUAUUAGUAUGAAUCAUACAUUCAACUUAAGAAGACGAAGACACUCCAUUGAAAGAAUACAAAUUAACUUGAAAACCACCAUUACCAUUACCACCACUACCACCAAAAUCCAUAAAUUCAUUUUUAGCCCGCCUUGAAGCCAUACAUUAAUGGAUGGAAGAGGUAGGCAUGGUACUUUCUUGAUUGUGUUUUAUCAUCUACAUUCAUUAUGUUUUCAUAUUUAUAUAUUUACUUAUAUACCACCCACCCACCACACAUCCAUAUACACACAUACUUAUAUACAAAUUAAAUUCAUUAAUUAUUAAUUUUUUAUUAUUAUUUUAUUUUUUAGAUUGUUUUUUAUUCUCUAUUAAUCCAAGAUUAAUUUCUUUUUUUCAAAUAGACUGAUUUAUUGUAUAAAAAAAGUGAAAAAGUUAAAAACUCAAUUUCUAACAGACUUUUAUAACCUAAAAAAAGAGGAAAAAACCUAAAAAAAUAAAGUUCAACAGAAGAAAAAAAAAAAUUAAAGCAUCACAUUUAAGUCAAGCUUAAAAAAGCUAAAAAACAUAAAUAAUAAUUAAGAAAAAAUAACAACAAUAACAAGAGAACAUAUUUACAAUUUAAAUUAACAAAAAACCAAGUGCAGCAAACUAAAAUACAUUUAACAAAACAAA
Messenger RNA from Musca domestica (house fly), 4122 nucleotides. RefSeq names its product protein wech (gene wech). Lineage: Eukaryota; Metazoa; Arthropoda; Insecta; Diptera; Muscidae. Bases 751 to 3147 code for a protein of 798 amino acids. Gene Ontology annotation, molecular function: protein binding; ubiquitin protein ligase activity; zinc ion binding. Gene Ontology annotation, biological process: proteasome-mediated ubiquitin-dependent protein catabolic process; protein polyubiquitination. The record is from RefSeq and is a predicted model, not a curated record. The transcript has 5 exons.